UGACUUGACGUUUUGCACUGACUGAUGAUGACGGUGGCAGAAACAGCGCAGGUUAGCAGCUGUGAGGAGGAGUACCUGCCGAGAUAAUACAAUUUUCUUCUGCGACCUUUUCUCUGAAGACAGAAGAACUAUAAAAUAAACGAAUGAAACUAAGUUGCAAGACAGCAUCCCGGAUGAAGGUCCACAGAGAAGUGUGGAUUUUGAUGCCGUCCGGACUCAAAGGUGGUACUUGUUCUGCUUGGCAUUAUUAAUCUCACACCAGCAUCCAACAUCUGCUGUACCAGAAGCAACGGAUCUGCUGUUUUGCUGAAAAAGGAUCCUCUUCAAAACACGCCACAAUGAAUCGUUACCUGCCGGUGGCACGGCAGCACUUCCUGACUGCCCUUGCCAGCACAAGUGUGGUGGUAAAAACUAUAAGUGCAGUGGUGGUUCUGCUCUAUCUGUUAUCAUGGGCUGUUGACACUCCAUACGCACUGGGGGUGACGCCGGGCUACCUAUUUCCACCCAACUUCUGGGUGUGGACGCUGGUGACCCACGGCGUGGUGGAGCAGCAUGUUUGGGGUGUGGCGGCCAAUGUGGGAACAGUUAUGGCAUGUGGUCGCCUGCUGGAGCCUCUGUGGGGCGCUCUGGAGCUCCUGAUCUUUUUUGCAGUGGUUAAUCUGUCUGCAGGCCUCCUGGCAGGCUUCUCCUACCUCCUCACCUAUGUGGCCACCUUUGACCUGGGCUUCUUGUUUGCUCUACGCAUCCACGGAGUAGCUGGGUUCCUGGGAGGUGUCCUGGUGGCACUGAAGCAGACUAUGGGGGACACUACAGUGCUCAGAGUGCCACAGGUAAGACUUAAAGCAGCUCCAGCUUUGGUCCUUCUCCUUCUGGCCUUACUGCGCCUUUCCGGGCUGCUUGAGAGCUCUGCCCCCCUGGCUGCAUACAGCUACGGUACCCUGUCCGGCUGGGUCUACCUGCGCUUCUACCAGAGACACAGCCGGGGCCGCGGUGACAUGUCAGACCACUUUGCCUUUGCAAGUUUCUUCCCUGAGGCUCUGCAGCCAGCGGUGGGGCUGCUGGCGGGGCUGAUCCACUCUGCUCUGGUGAAGAUGAAGGUUUGCAGGAAGAUGGUGAAGAGGUACGACGUGGGGGCGCCCUCCUCAAUCACUAUAAGCCUGCCAGGGACAGACCCACAGGAUGCAGAAAGGAGGAGACAACUGGCCCUCAAAGCUCUGAACGAGCGUCUAAAGCGCGUGGAGGACCAGUCUGCCUGGCCCAGCAUGGAAGAUGAGGAAGACGAGGACGAGGACGAGGUUAGAACUGACACGUUGCCACUCCUCCCAGGUGGCCGUGACCCUGCCUCCUCCAUUCCAAGACCAGCAGGGGGGCCGAUGAGCAGCUCCCUCUCCUCCUCGUCCUCAGUGUCACAGAGCAGUGGAGUUCCAUCCACAGGCGGAGCGCAACACCCAGAGUCCAGCAUUAUCAGCUUCGAGGAUGCACCUUCUAGAUCGUAACAAAUAGAACACACAUGUACAGAUACACAUGCUCUGUUUGCUGUCACUGGCAAGUAUACUAGUGAGUUCAGCAUUUCUGGUUGGUAUACUGAUCUGUUCAGUGACUGUUAUUAGGUAUACACUCUAUCACACACACACAACCUGUUUGACCAGUUCAUACACACAACCGUGCGCGUACAAACACUCUGUCAGUGUCAUCGUGAAGCCCAAAGGGCUGAUAACUGUACAGUGCUUUCAGUUCAGACAUGUCAGUUGUAAAAGCUCAGUGUAGUUGGGCAAACUGGACACUUAAUUCUCCUCCUUUCUGCAUACAACCAAAAGUCAACCAGAAGUUCUGUCCUGUC
Messenger RNA from Monopterus albus (swamp eel), 1840 nucleotides. RefSeq names its product transmembrane protein 115 (gene tmem115). The coding region runs from base 339 to 1496 and encodes 385 amino acids. Gene Ontology annotation, cellular component: Golgi apparatus; membrane. The record is from RefSeq and is a predicted model, not a curated record. NCBI's taxonomy places the organism in Eukaryota, Metazoa, Chordata, Actinopteri, Synbranchiformes, Synbranchidae. Gene Ontology annotation, biological process: retrograde vesicle-mediated transport, Golgi to endoplasmic reticulum. The transcript has 4 exons.